Molecule: messenger RNA, 1594 nt
Organism: Drosophila montana
Lineage: Eukaryota; Metazoa; Arthropoda; Insecta; Diptera; Drosophilidae
Gene: Agpat1
Product: 1-Acylglycerol-3-phosphate O-acyltransferase 1
Exons: 5
Coding region: 409-1389 (326 amino acids)
Biological process (GO): phosphatidic acid biosynthetic process
Cellular component (GO): endoplasmic reticulum; membrane
Molecular function (GO): 1-acylglycerol-3-phosphate O-acyltransferase activity
Source: RefSeq, a predicted model, not a curated record
GUUGUUUUUUUCCGUCGUCGCAGAGCUAGCACGUCGUUAACGGAAAUUCUUGUCAACAUUUUUCGCGCUCUACAUUUCAACGGCGCCCGGUCGUCGUCGCCGUCGCUGCCAACAUUGUCAACCGCAGCGGCGUCGCAUCAAGACAAAAAAACCUCUGGUUUUUCCAUGAGAAAACUACUGCAUAAAUAAUAUCACAACAUAUCGGUGGCUAAAAAUUCGACACGCGCUCAUCUCUAACGCUAGGAUCAUAACAGAAAAGACUGCACCGCUCUGCCUUAAGCCUCGCCGCGGAAUACGUACGGGACCGAGACGGAGACGGCGACUGCAGCAGACAGAAGAGAGAGAGUGCGAGAGAUCCAGAGAGAAAAUCACAGACAGGCUAUAGACAUACAUACACACACACUCACAAUGAGCUCUUAUCUGGAACUUUUUGGAUUGUUUGUGGUACUGAUGCUGCCCUUUCUGUACGAGACGAAUCACAUAUUCCGAUAUUAUUUCAAGUUUUUAAUCUAUUAUGGAAUCGUCUCGUUUAACGCGAUCAUUCUGAUACCGGCGUUUCUCACGCGGCCCUGCGAUGUGCGCAAUUUACUCUGGGCGAGCACCUGGUGUCAUCGUGUCACGGCGUUAAUUGGCCUGCGCUGGGAGCUGCGCGGCAAGGAGCAUCUGGAGAAGGAUCAGGCCUGCAUCAUUGUGGCCAACCAUCAGAGUUCACUGGAUGUGCUGGGCAUGUUCAACAUCUGGCAUGUGAUGAACAAGUGCACGGUGGUGGCCAAACGGGAGCUGUUCUAUGCCUGGCCAUUCGGUUUGGCCGCCUGGCUGGCUGGGCUCAUAUUCAUUGAUCGUGUGCGCGGCGAGAAGGCGCGGGAUACGCUAAAUGCGGUUAAUCGUCGGAUUAAGAAGCAGCGCAUCAAGCUAUGGGUAUUCCCGGAGGGUACACGCCGCAAUACCGGCGAACUGCAUCCGUUCAAAAAGGGCGCCUUUCACAUGGCCAUCGAUCAGCAGAUACCCAUACUGCCGGUGGUCUUUAGCUCCUAUUGUGCAUUCCUCAAUGAUAAAAAGAAGAUACUGAACGCUGGACGGAUUGUGAUUACCACACUGCCGCCGGUUAGCACCGAGGGACUCACCAAGGAUGACAUCGAUCAAUUAAUGGAACGUGUGCGCGGCCAAAUGUGCGAAACAUUUAAGCUCACCUCCGCGGAAAUGCUGCAACGCUAUAAGCCACAUAAAUCCAUAUCGCCGUCGGUGGUCAAUGGCGCCGAGGCAGUUGCCGCAGCCGUUGCCAAUAGCUCCGGCUAUGCGCAGCUGCAUGUGGGCGCCGCCGCCGCCGCCUCCUCCUACGAGACGUACAAGAGCAGCGCCGGCAAGGCGACCAUGCUGAAGACGCUAUAGGCUUGCGAUCUAUAGCUCUCUCUCUCUCCCUAUAUAUAUAUAUAUAUAUAUAUAUAUAUAUGGGUAUAUAUAGGUUUCUAUGGCAAACCCUAAACUUAUGAUGGCGCGACAAUUGUCGACGAUCGACACUUUUCUUUCCUUAAACAACACACAUACCAAAAAGAAAACUAUCAGAAAAAGUAGCCAAAAAAAAAAAAAGAAACAA